CCUCCUUAUAGUAUCCACGCCCUCUAGCCUCCCUAUAAUCUGUCCUUUAUAUAGACUAGUGCCGCAGUGUCCCACCGUCCGCACUGCCGUCACGUACGUCCACCUCCUUCCGCUUGACGCCUUCCGUGGAAAUCUUGAACCAGGUGCCAUGCGCGUGGGAAGUAUUAGGGCAGCGAUGCAAGAAGGCGAGAAGCAAACUGUCAGCAAACCUGCUUGGCAACUGUGUCCGAGGGGCUGGCCAAGGUCUCCCGGCUACCCGCUUGCCAGUCGGUAUCCUCCAGUUGUGAGUUGCGGGUUGAGUACUACGAUCGGAACCGCCAAGACGGAGCAGCAGCAACAGCAGCAGCAGGACGCUGCCCCCAGCUUACCUACAGCUUCGGAGUGUUCCUCGCCACCCGGCUCUCUCACACCCACUGGCUACCAAACUUCAGCUCCAAGCUCACGUGAAGGGUCUCCGACUCCAAAAAGGAAAGUGCGCCGGGCCCCUACAGGGAAAGUGUCUAGUAGUGGCAUGAUAGAGGUUGUGCCAGGCGAGACAGCGCAGGGCACCGCGAUGUGGCGAUCUAGACCUGACCCUUCUAAAGACUCAGCUGUCCCUCCUUGGGCUGAUCCGAAUGCACAGGCCCCUCCGCCCCCAUCACAGCUAUAUAACCCUCUCUCGCCUACAUCUCAAAGGCGGCAAAUGAAGCUUUCUGCACCCACGUCGUCAGCCGUGGAGGCCAAUCCUUCUCCAAAGCAUUUCAACCGGCCGGCGCCAGGUGCUAGUCCCGUCAUGGCCCGGAGAUCACUUUCCCGAAACGGUGGUCCGCACAGGGCUCGUUCCGUGGACUCCAUUGCUCGGACACCUCCCUGGGCUGACCACAAGCUGCGCCACACCCCAAGGACUGAGUCACCUCUUAGUGCCUCGACUAAAGCCAAGGCAACGUCUUCCACGUCUCUUGAGAAAGCUCAAGAACUUACUGUUGUUUCCGCUUCUUCUGAGAGCCACGUCACAAUGCGAGAGCAGCAGUCCACGGUGGAGUUGAGUGUCGAGUGUCCUGUGCCGGGUGUCGGCUCUCAUGGAGUCGUUAAUGGAACCCAGCAGCUGCCUUCCCCAUUGGUCAGCCCCACUCCCGCUGCCGAAAGCCAGCCCGCCCCUGGCAAACUGUCGCAGGAACAGAGUUCCCCCACUCCUUGGCGUAAGCAGAGGGCAGCGGGUGCCAACGUCACCCCCGCACACCAGCAACAACCCGCACCUCCACCAGCUGCCAGUGCUGCCCCUGACAGUGAACCUACCGCUGCUAGUGCCCUUACAACCCCAGCCUCGCAGCAGGCACCCUGGAGAAAAGCAAGAGGGGAAGCUGCCCAAUCAUCGGUGACUUCCUCUUCCUCUGACAAGGCAACUGCCACAGCGGUGGAAACUUUCAAACAGGAGGGGACAGGCACAGGCUCACAGCCAAGCUGGCGAAAACAGAAAACAAAAUCUCGACCAGCAGACACAUCUAAAGUAGCUACUACUUCUGCACAAUCCCAAGAGUCAUCUUCAGUUGGUAUUACCACCUCACAAUCUGAUCUCCCUGCUGCCGCCACACUUGAUGGUAGCGCUUCCAAGGCGGCUCUUCAUCAAGUUUCAGUCACAUCUACUGCCGCUUCUUCAGCGUCUACUCAUGCAGCAAGCAAAUAUCCUCAACAAGUACCAUUUGUGGGCCAAACUGCAGUAGCUACGUCUGUUGUUACGUCAACUGUCUCUUCCCACCAAUCAGCUACUCAAGCAACACAUUCUGUUAAUGUGGUAAGCACUAAGAAAUCUAUCGUCUCAGCGAGUACUUCCUCCUCUGUUGUUACUUCUAAAGGCGAACGAAACGCCACUUCCCAGGCAGACAUUUCACGAAUAUCGGCCAGUUCGAACACAGUCUCCACACCGCCCUGCACCACUGCCACUGACCUCACUCCUACCAAAGGGCCUGGAAUUGACCUCCCGGCAGGACCUCCCGACCCUCCUCAAAGAAGCGACUCAAGCGGAGCGUCUGUCAAGAACAAACGCGACUUUCCUUCCUCACCUGUUCCUCCUCCGACUCCACCAUCCUCCCCUGCUGCAGCUGCACCCAGACACACUGCGGCAGGGCACGCGAGUGACACUCAAGUAAAUAAGCCUGGUAUUGUCCCUGGCACUUCACAAGCACCGUUAUCACCUAGAGAACUUGCUGGUGCACCACCCCAGUCCACGCCAAGGCCGGGCAGGGACAGUUUCUCGCCCACGCCCACCAUGCCCAUCCCGACGCCACCUCCUGAGCCCAGUGCCAACCUGGUGAAGGUUGGCGGAGUGAUGCAAUCACCCCAAACAGUGCCUGGGGAUAAGACCAGCGAGACAACACUCCAAACAGAUCAUACUGCAGCAAUGAAAGAUCCCGGUUCUCUGCCGCCGCCACCGCCACCGGUUACUGACAUGUCUUUGGAGAGCAUCGAGGCGAACCCAACCUUCCCGCCACCUCCCGCCUCCAUACAGGAGGAGAAAAUGAGAGGACCUCCGCCACCAAUGCGAGAACUGCCGAAUGAAGAAUUAGGUCUUGAGGAAGAGGGAUACGUGCGAGAAUCUGUAACAAAACGCAUCAAAGCCUUCGAGAAGCAAGCGUCAGAAGAGGAGCAGCCUGCCCUUGAACGACGCCAGCCUGUCGCCCGCCCUGUGGCCCCCUGGGUGAAGAAAACGUCCGCCGGGCCCGUCCAGCACGAUACCUACUGGGACAUGACAUCCCCCGAGGAGCGCACUGAUGGCGUGCCUGUCCCACCUCCCGUCCAGGCCACGGUCCCAACACCAGCCCAAGCCCCGGCUCCCGCUCUUGCCCCGCCGCCGCCUCCGCCACCGGCUCAGCCACCGGCUCAAACGAAACUCGAGCGAACGAUGUCCCCCACGAGGCCUGCACAGACCAAGGCCCCCGUCUCUGCCUCCCCUCCCGGGCCAACAGUCCGGUUCAGCCCCUGUCCUCCAAAGAGUCAGCCCGGUGGUGUUGUCAAGAGCCUCUCCAGUAGCCGGCCCCGCGUUGUGCCACAGCGUCAGAGAUCCGUGUCUACCGGGGACUACAUCGCUAAUUACAUCAUCCCAGACGAUCUCUGCAGGAUGCCAGCUGAAGGAUCUGUGGCCGUGGUAACAGAGCCAAUCAUGCCUCCAUCCCCGGCGAAGGAAGAACCUCUGUUUGACCCCUGGUGUGACCCAGAGAAUCCUCGCACAGUCACCUUUCAGGAUGUUAGUGCAGCAGCCUUCAAGAUUAAGUCUGGCAUUAUGAAUACCCCUUGCACUCGCUCCCAUCUUUCCAACGUCACUGACAUGGAAAUAUUCUUCAAGAAGGAGUUCAACCAGUGCACUGGCAGCUUCAAGGAACGCGGUGCACGUUACACACUCCUCAUGCUCACCCCAGAACAACAGAAAAAGGGUGUCAUUGCUGCAUCAGCUGGCAAUCAUGCACUGGCCCUCUCCUACCAUGGGCAGGACCUUGGCAUUCCUGUCACUGUGGUGAUGCCCCUGGUGGCACCUAUCAUGAAGGUGCAGGCAUGUCGGCAACACGGGGCCAAUGUCAUUGUGAGGGGGAAAGACAUUGGGGAAUGUAGGGAAUAUGCUCUCAAAGUCUCCAAGGACCAGGAUCUUCUCUACAUCAAUGGAUAUGACCACCCUCACAUCAUCGCGGGCCAGGGCACAAUGGGUCUGGAGAUAGUUGAGCAAGUGCCCAACAUUGAUGCAGUGGUCAUCCCAGUGGGUGGCGGUGGCCUCAUAGCAGGUGUGGCCUUGGCUGUGAAGGCACUCUAUCCACACAUCAAAGUCAUUGGUGUGGAAUCUGAGCGGUGUGCAAGCUUUAGUGGUGCCAUGAAGGCAGGGAAGCCUGUGUAUAUCAGGGCAGAAUCCACUCUGGCAGAUGGUCUGGCCGUCCCAAAGGUUGGCGUCAAUGCCUUUGCCACAGCGUGUCAUCUUGUUGAUAAGGUGGUGACAGUGAAAGAGGAGUGGAUUGCUAUUUCCAUCUUGCGUUUGGUAGAGGGUGAGAAGGCAGUGGUGGAGGGAGCUGGAGCCACAGCCCUUGCUGCCAUCCUUGCUGGGGAACUUCAGGAACUAAAAGGCAAAAGGGUUGUCAUCCCACUGUGUGGAGGCAACAUUGACACCACUGUGCUGGGUCGGUGUCUGGAGCGUGGUCUGGCGGCUGAUGGACGAUUGGUCAAAUUUACUGUGACAGUUAGUGACCGACCUGGAGGUAUUGCUGAGCUGACACGAUUGCUGGCCAACCUUGGUGUUUCCAUCAAGGACAUGGUACAUGAGCGUGCAUGGAUCAGGAGUGACAUCUUCAGUGUAGAGGUGAAGGUGCUGUGUGAAACCAGAGAUAAGGAACACUCGGAGGAGCUGCGCAACGCUCUCCUACAGCGCUACAAGAUACUCCGCUUCGGCAGUCAGUCUCCUCCCGGGGCAAUGGGUGAAGGUAAUGGCCGAGACCAGGGACUAUGAACAUUGGCUGGAACUGAAGUCUGCACUUGAACAGCGAUACAAAAGACUGCGCUUCGCUCUGCCCGAUCUGGUGCAUGAUACCGCGCCCUCCUACCCUUAGUCAGUCCAUUGCACUGCCGCAUCAUUUGUAUUUGUAGUGUGCCUCCAAGACUGCAACCUUCGAGUUGUGACGGACUGUCUUUCCCUUGGUGGAUUCACGGAUGAAUUGAAUAUUGUUAUUAGAUUAUGUAUUUUCACCAUGCGCUGUUAGGCGAUAGAUAGGUUUAGCUCAUAGUGAAGAACAGCGAGGCUUGGGAGUGUGUGCAGAGGCUGGUCCACCACACUACAAAGUCUGCUCUCAUUUGCCUCGUGAACUACGUACAUUGUCAAUAGUGUCUUUUUAGCUUCUUACCUCAUCACAUGCUGAGCUUGAGACAAUCACUUACUGCAGCAAUAAUUCUGUGCUAUGCUGACGCGUUAAUGAUAACUUUAAAGCAUCAUUUUAUUUUCCUUAGCACUACUGUAUCUUCAUGAGAUGUGCUCGUGUGGGAGCGAAAGCUGAGACAUGAUAGGGGCGGCUGUGUGGGAAGGGGAUUUAGGGAAGAAAUGAGGGAAAAUUAAAGGUGGGCGGCCACUGAAUAAAGUGUAGCCAAAUGGCACACCUAGAGUAGUGAGGGAAGGCAGGUGUGCUGGGCAAUGAGGACACGCGCUUUUGUUGCUAGGGAUUAGUAUAUUUUAAUGUAUAUAUCAAAUUUAUAAUUAUAAUCAUGAAUUGUAACGAGUUUCUUUGCUGCAAGAUGUACAUACGAGAUGGAAUAUAAAUAUUUUCGUAAUUAUAUAUGGAAAAUCCCAAAUCAUGACGUGUUGCCCCGCCGACAGUCACGCUGAGGCUGGUGAGUCACGUUGGCAUCUUUUCUUGCACCCAGUUUGCAUUGAAAUGUAGUGGAAAGUCGUUUACCAAGAACUCCAUGGUUAGAAAAGAAACUGGGCCAGAAGUUAAGGUUUAAUUAUCUUGCCUUCGGUCAGAACGAAGUAAGAAGCAGCAGAGGCGGAGGCGAAGAGGGCGGGGAGUGAGCAGAUAGGUAGGUACGCUGAGGGCUGGCAGCGCAAAUCAGCUGGAUUGAGGAGACCGGGGUGGAAAGUGAGAGGGUGAGGCUGUGAGGGAUGUACUUAAGUCAUUCGCACUGCUGCUUUCCUGACUUGUCCCAUCACGAUGGCAAUGUUAUGUAAUUAGGUUUCCAUUGGUCGUAUUCUAUUUUCUUGUAGUAUUUUGAAUAAAGUCUCAUUCCA
Messenger RNA from Portunus trituberculatus (swimming crab), 5731 nucleotides. RefSeq names its product mucin-5AC-like. The record is from RefSeq and is a predicted model, not a curated record. Gene Ontology annotation, molecular function: L-serine ammonia-lyase activity; threonine deaminase activity. The transcript is spliced from 14 exons. Gene Ontology annotation, biological process: L-serine catabolic process; L-threonine catabolic process. NCBI's taxonomy places the organism in Eukaryota, Metazoa, Arthropoda, Malacostraca, Decapoda, Portunidae. Bases 149 to 4462 code for a protein of 1437 amino acids.